Messenger RNA from Paecilomyces variotii, 1390 nucleotides. RefSeq lists its product as hypothetical. Bases 177 to 1157 code for a protein of 326 amino acids. The transcript is spliced from 2 exons. Lineage: Eukaryota; Fungi; Ascomycota; Eurotiomycetes; Eurotiales; Thermoascaceae. The record is from RefSeq and is a predicted model, not a curated record.
CCUCAGCGGGGCAUGACGCGCUCUAUCGGCCGCUAUCGCCGAGACUGCCAGGCUGCUUCGUUUCUCCUCUUCGCCUUCUCUUUUGCCUCCCAAAGCACUGGGAUACAUUAUUUCACUCAUCUCAUCCAAGCUGUCUUGGCGGGGAACAGGCUCCCCAAGAUCUGUCUCGACUCACGAUGACUGCGCCGUUGGCAAAAGGGCUCAUCAUUACUGUCUCUGUACUGGUUGCUGCAGGCAUCGCGGCGUACGAAAAUCCUCAGGUUCGACAAUGGGUAAGCAACUCUCGUCGGAAGAUCGCGGUGGCCCUUCACAGCCUUGGAGAUGAAAUCCAUCCAGGCGACUCUCGUCCGGAGAAUAUCUCCAUGACGGAGGAGAUGGGUGAGGCGGCUGAAGAGCGAAGGCGGAGAGCUCGAGAAGAGAUUAUGCGGCGAGGCGCUCUGCUGGAGGCCCGACGACGAAGGAAGGCCUCCAGUUCGAGUGGUACCUUUGAUACACUAGUAGACGAACAUGGGAAUCUCAAGAAAGAUGAAGAUCUUGGAAUCCUUGAUGAGCCUCUAGCAAGGUCGACAGCUAUUGACAUGGACCUUUCGGAAGUUUCAAACCGACGAGGGCAAUCGGAGACUAGGGUCAACUCGGAAGAGCAGUCGCAGUACCAGCGCGACCUUCUGGAAACUGCUGGUCGCGAGAGACUGCGAAUUGCUGUUACUUCUGAAGUCUCAUCUAACCACCCUUCUGAAGCACUCGUCGACCUCACACCGACUUCGGAAUUCCCAGAAGCUGAUGCUGGCUGGGCAGAUCACCAUGCAGAACAGCAGCCAUUGACAGAGUCCGAAUUUUUCUCAGUUGCCUCACGCAGGUCAUCAACAAACUACAGUGUAGAUAUGGAAUCUGGCUUCUAUUAUGCUCGUCCAGAGCUGCUGCAUGAUGCAAAUAACGCGGGCAUCCAGUCGCCGUUUUCAGACGACCAGGGUCAUCAGCGUGGUAUCUCAUCUGCGUCUUCAAUCGCCGGAAGCCUGACCCAUGUCCGCCAUGACAUUUCAGAUGCGUCAUCAGAUGGCACGUUAAGCGACAAUGGUCACCUGGUCGAUGGUAUUUCUACUCCUGCAAGCUGGUCAGAAGUUGGCAGUGUAAUUAGCGGCGAUGAUAACCACCAUUAGACUAUUGUGGCGCGUUGCAAUAUAUGCAGAUGAAGUUAAUCGGCUCGUGCAUAAAGGGGAACAGGUUGUCUAAGAAUAUGUCAUCGAUCAUCUCUUUCUGCUCUCCCAGUUGCUUUGGUUCUGCGGGUUGGCGCUGAGUAUAUCUGGCGCAAGGAGUUUCUGGAUAUUUAUCGCUAGCUCGUCUCUGCGUAUGGUGCCUUUGUUUUCUUAUUAUUUUAUGGCAUUGCUUCGGG